Molecule: messenger RNA, 648 nt
Organism: Glarea lozoyensis ATCC 20868
Lineage: Eukaryota; Fungi; Ascomycota; Leotiomycetes; Helotiales; Helotiaceae
Product: 60S ribosomal protein L13
Exons: 4
Coding region: 1-648 (215 amino acids)
Biological process (GO): translation
Cellular component (GO): cytosolic large ribosomal subunit; ribosome
Molecular function (GO): RNA binding; structural constituent of ribosome
Source: RefSeq, a predicted model, not a curated record
AUGGCGAUCAAGCACAACCAGCAGAUUCCUCACAACCAUUUCCGCAAGGAUUGGCAACGACGAGUCCGAGUUCACUUCGACCAGCCUGGCCGCAAACUCAGACGCCGUAAUGCUCGUCUCUCAAAGGCCGCAGCUGUCGCCCCACGACCAGUCGACAAAUUGAGACCAAUUGUCCGAUGCCCAACAAUCAAAUACAACCGCCGUGUACGAGCUGGACGUGGUUUCACCUUGACCGAAUUGAAGGAAGCUGGUAUCCCACGCAAGCUCGCACCAACGAUCGGUAUUUCCGUUGACCCCCGCCGCCAAAACCUCUCCACCGAAUCCCUCUCCGUCAACGUCGAACGUCUAAAGGCAUACCGCGCCCGUCUUAUUCUCUUCCCACGCAAAUUGGGUCAACACAAGAAGGGUGAUGCCACCAAGGAGGAGUUGUCUGGAGCCAAGAACACCAUCACAAGCGUCAAGGCUAGCCUUCCAAUUGUCAACGCUGAGGCCGGAUUCACAGAGAUCAAGAAGGGUGAUGAGCCAUCGCCAGUUGAGGGUGGUGCGUUCAGAAAACUCAGGGAUGCGAGAAGCGAGAAGCGAAACCAAGGAAAGAGGGAGAAGAGAGCAAGAGAGAAGGCUGAUGAGGCUGCCGCUGCUAAGAAAUAA